Messenger RNA from Tribolium castaneum (red flour beetle), 3151 nucleotides. Its product is annotated as 2-oxoglutarate dehydrogenase complex component E1. Gene Ontology annotation, molecular function: oxoglutarate dehydrogenase (succinyl-transferring) activity; thiamine pyrophosphate binding. Lineage: Eukaryota; Metazoa; Arthropoda; Insecta; Coleoptera; Tenebrionidae. The coding region runs from base 134 to 3106 and encodes 990 amino acids. Gene Ontology annotation, cellular component: mitochondrion; oxoglutarate dehydrogenase complex. The transcript has a single exon. The record is from RefSeq and is a predicted model, not a curated record. Gene Ontology annotation, biological process: tricarboxylic acid cycle.
AGCGAUGUAAAAAUCUUCACUGGGUCGCAAAACAUCCCCCGAAUAUAAUCCAGUUAGCCCAUUUAAAACACAAAAUUGCAUGACACUUGUCAUUAGUGUUAACCACUUUUAUUUCAGUCUUCCCUUCUAAAUCAUGUCAAGUUUAAAACUCCUCUCCUUCUUAAAAUUAGCCCCACAAUGCCUCCGCCACUACUCGGAAACCUCCUUCCUCACUGGAACCUCAUCUCAAUACAUCGAAGACAUGUACAAUGCUUGGCUCAAAGACCCAUCCAGCGUCCACGUCUCCUGGGACUCCUUCUUCCGCAACACCAGCCAAGGCCUCCCCCAACCCUACCACGCCCCUCCGAACCUGGCGCCCUCCAAAGGCGCCCUAGUCUCCCAAAUCGCGGCCGUCGCAACCCCCCCACAAACCGCCCCCCUCGACGAAAGAACAAUCGAGGACCAUUUAGCCGUCCAGGCCGUCAUUCGCAGCUACCAAGCCCGCGGCCAUCUAGUCGCCAAACUAGACCCUUUGGAAAUCAUGUUCAAUGAUAAAACCACGACCACGGUGUCGCAAACCGGGUCACCACCGGAGGAAAUCCUCCGAACAUUCCGCCUGGAAAACCUGGACAAAGUCUACAAACUGCCGUCGAGCACGUACAUCGGCGCCGAGGGCGAAAAGAAACUCCCUCUCCGUGAGAUUUUGCACCGGCUGGAGUUGGCUUACUGCCGCCACAUCGGGGUGGAGUACAUGUACAUCGAUGAUUUGGAACAGAGGGAUUUUAUCCGGCGCCGGAUGGAAGCCCCAGGUGUGCUUAACCAGAGCACGGUCCAGAAAAAACUCACCUUGACUAGGCUUAUUAGAACGGUCGAGUUUGAGAAUUUCUUGGCCAAGAAAUGGGCCUCCGAGAAGCGGUUCGGGAUCGAAGGCUGCGACAUGUUCAUUCCUGGACUUGAACAAAUCAUCGACAAGUCGACGGAACACGGCGUCGAGCAUUUUUUCCUCGGGUUGAGUCACAGGGGCCGUUUGAACACCCUGGCUAAUAUUCUUCGGAAGCCGCUCUACCAGAUUUUCAACCAAUUUGUGCCGCUGGAGCCCGCGGAUUUGGGGUCCGGCGACGUGAAGUACCACCACGGGAGUCACACCCAGCGCACCAACCAGCUCACCCAGAAGCACUACAAAGUCACGCUGCUGGCGAACCCAUCGCACUUGGAGAGCGUCAACUCGGUGGUGCUUGGGCGCACCCGCGCCGAGCAGUUCUACAAAGGCGACGAUGAGGGCAAGAAGAGUUUGGCGAUUUUGAUCCACGGAGACGCCGCUUUUUCUGGCCAAGGGGUCAACUACGAGAGCUACGGUCUGUCCUACUUGCCCCACUACACCACACACGGGGCUAUCUGUUUCAUUAUAAACAACCAGGUGGGGUUCACCACCGAUCCUCGGUUUUCCCGGUCGUCGCGCUACUGCUCCGACUUGGGCAAAGUCGUGAACGCGCCCAUUUUCCACGUGAACGCCGACGACCCCGAGAGCGUUAUCCACGUGUGCAACAUCGCGGCGGAGUGGAGGGCCAAGUUCCACAAAGACAUCAUCAUCGACUUGGUCGGGUACCGCCGCCACGGCCACAACGAAGCCGACGAGCCCAUGUUCACCCAGCCCCUGAUGUACACCAAGAUCAAGAGCAUGGCCUCCAUCGGGGACAAGUACUCCAGCGAGUUGCUGAAGGAGAAAGUGGUGACGAAGGACGAGAUCAAGCACGUGAAGGACGAUUACAACAAACUGUGCGAAGACGAGUACGUGAAGGCGUCCAAACAAACACAAAUCUUCAUCAGAGAUUGGUUGGACUCGCCUUGGUCGGGCUUCUUCGAGGGGAAAGACCCGCUCAAGGUGACCCCCACCGGGGUGCCGGAAGCCACCCUCGCGCACAUCGGGGCCAAAGUCUCCUCGCCGCCGCCCCCAAACCUCGACUUCGUGCUCCACAAGGGCAUAACUCGCAUUCUGAACCAACGCGAAGCGAUGGUCAAGAACCGGCAAAUCGACUGGGCUUUGGGGGAGGCGAUGGCCAUCGGGUCCCUCGUCAAGGAGGGCGUCCACGUGCGCCUCUCCGGCGAGGACGUCGAGCGCGGGACGUUCUCGCACCGCCACCACGUCUACCACCACCAGACCGUGGACAAAAUGACCUACCAGCCCCUCGGUGACGUCUUCGACGCCCAAGCGCCCUACGUGGUGUGCAACAGCUCGCUGUCCGAGUACGGCGUCCUGGGCUUCGAGGUGGGCUAUGCCCUGGCCAACCCCAACUCCCUGAUCCUGUGGGAAGCCCAGUUCGGAGAUUUCUACAACACGGCGCAGUGCAUAAUGGACCAGUUUCUGUGCUGUGGCCAGGCCAAGUGGAUGCGGCAGAUCGGCCUCGUUGUGCUCCUGCCGCAUGGGUUCGACGGCAUGGGCCCGGAGCACUCCAGCGGCCGGCCUGAGCGCUUCCUGCAGAACUGUGACGACGACCCCGACGUGGUCCCGCCCCCAGGACCCGACUUUGCUAUUAAACAACUCCACGAUUGCAACUGGAUCGUGGCCAAUUGUUCCACACCCGCCAACCUCUUCCACAUCUGGCGGCGCCAAGUCGCUCUACCAUUCCGCAAACCCUUGAUCCUGUUCAGUCCCAAAAACCUGCUAAGGCACCCCGAGUGCAAAAGCUCCUUCGACGAAAUGCUCGAAGGGACGGAAUUCAAACGAGUUAUCCCCGACAGUGGGCCAGCGAGUCAGGACCCGCAAAACGUCAAGAAACUCAUCCUUUGCACCGGGAAGGUGUAUUACGAUAUUAUGGACGCUUUCAAAAAGAAAAAAGUCGGGAAGGAGAUCGCCGUUACGAGAGUCGAGCAAUUGUCGCCGUUUCCGUACGAUUUGCUUAAAACCGAAUUCGAGAAGUAUCCAAACGCGAAAAUUUGCUGGGCUCAAGAAGAGCACAAGAACGGGGGGCCGUAUUUGUACGUUUUGGCGCGGUUGAACACACUUUUGAAUAGGUCACGCGAAAUUCAUUAUAUUGGGAGGGCGGUGUCCGCAGCCCCGGCCACGGGAACCAAAGCAGUGCAUCUAAAGGAAGUCGAAAUGUUGGCGAACGAAUUUGUGGCGCUUUAGUACUGUAUCUCGUAAAAAAUAAAAGUUUCGUCAUUGCCGCUUUGA